GGAAGAUAACAAAAAACCGAAAAUUGACCAAGACAGGAAUGGACACGUGUCCAUUUCCUUGAUCCACCAAACCGUGACUAUAACCCUGUCCCAUUCUCUCUCUCUCUCUCUCUCCCUGCGACGCUCUCACUUUCUCCUCACCACCACCAUCAUUAUGUCACCCUUGUAAAAACAAGCAAACCCUACUUACUCUGAAAGUGGCGAAGAUGAGUUUGGGAACCGCGGAGGACGAAUCCGGUUCCGAAAUCCACAUCCCAGCCGAAAUCGACUGGCACAUGCUGGACAAAUCCAAGUUCUUCUUCCUCGGCGCCGCCUUAUUCUCCGGCGUGUCGUGCGCACUCUACCCCAUGGUCGUGUUGAAGACGCGUCAGCAAGUUUCCUCCUCACGCUUCUCCUGCCUCAACAUCUCCUGCGCCAUUCUCCGCCACGAGGGCCUCCGCGGCUUCUACAAGGGCUUCGGAACCUCCCUCAUGGGAACCAUCCCCGCACGUGCGCUCUACAUGGCCUCCCUCGAGAUCACCAAAAGCAACGUCGCCACCGCCUUCCUCCAAUUCGGCUUCUCCGAGACCACCGCCGUGGCUGUGGCCAACGCCGCCGCGGGCGUCACCUCCGCCAUGGCUGCCCAGCUCGUGUGGACCCCAAUUGAUGUCGUGAGUCAGCGGCUCAUGGUUCAGGGGAGUGGCGGGAGUAAAACCACAGUGCUCGCGAAUCUCAAUUCGGAAAAUUACAGAAAUGGGUUUGAUGCUUUUAGGAAAAUUAUGUGUGCUGAUGGAGCGAUAGGCUUUUAUAGAGGCUUUGGGAUUUCUAUAUUGACUUAUGCGCCUUCCAAUGCGGUUUGGUGGACUUCUUAUUCCAUGGUUCAUAGACUCAUUUGGGGUGCUUUUGGUUCUUACAUGGGAAAUAACAAUGGUAGAAAGGGAAAUGAAAAGAAUGAUAGUAAUAAGUAUAGCAGGCCUGAUUCGAAGGCAAUGGUGGCGGUUCAAGGGUUGAGUGCUGUUAUGGCAAGUGGGGUAUCUGCGAUUGUGACAAUGCCGCUUGAUACGAUAAAGACGAGGUUGCAGGUGUUGGAUCUUGAAGAGGGGAAUGGGAGAAGGAGGCCUUUGACUUUUGUUCAGACGGUGAGGAAUUUGGUGAAGGAAGGUGGGUUGCUUGCUUGUUACAGAGGAUUGGGUCCGAGAUGGGCUUCCAUGUCCAUGUCUGCCACAACUAUGAUUACUACUUAUGAGUUUUUGAAAAGAAUGUCUACCAAGAAUCAAGAGGAUUUGACUCCAUCAUAGGCCAGCCACUCAAAUAUUGUUAGGAAUUGGAGAUUAAGAAUUAAGAAUUAGGAUCAAUCACUUGUUUCUUUGCUUGGAUUUUUCUUUGUCAUUUCUAGCACUCUAGUCUACCUCAUCUGACACCAAAUACAAUAUGAUGUUGAGAUUGUAUAUACAACUCUUGUUUUUUUCUAUCUUUUGUCUAGAUCUUUUACCAAAUACAAUACUUGUGAUUUUUACUAAUUUUUUAUAGGGCUUGUCUUUUAGAUUUUAGAAUAUGGAAGUAUUGCUAUGCUCCUUAUUAGUUUA
This is a messenger RNA of Glycine soja, 1565 nucleotides long. Its product is annotated as solute carrier family 25 member 44-like. Gene Ontology annotation, biological process: transmembrane transport. The transcript is spliced from 2 exons. NCBI's taxonomy places the organism in Eukaryota, Viridiplantae, Streptophyta, Magnoliopsida, Fabales, Fabaceae. The record is from RefSeq and is a predicted model, not a curated record. Bases 207 to 1277 code for a protein of 356 amino acids.